Molecule: messenger RNA, 837 nt
Organism: Rhipicephalus sanguineus (brown dog tick)
Lineage: Eukaryota; Metazoa; Arthropoda; Arachnida; Ixodida; Ixodidae
Product: alpha-tocopherol transfer protein-like
Exons: 5
Coding region: 1-837 (278 amino acids)
Cellular component (GO): membrane
Molecular function (GO): phosphatidylinositol bisphosphate binding
Source: RefSeq, a predicted model, not a curated record
AUGGCAGGUAGUCCACCGUCCUCGGAAGACUUCGAAUCGGAUGGUCCCUCCCCGGCGAGCCCAGUGAGCCCAACGACGUCGCGCGAAUUGGAACAUUUGAAAAAGCUCAUUGACCGGGACGAGUCACUGAACGCCAAGAUGGACAGCGAUUUCUUAAUGGCGUUCCUUCGUUUCUGCCACGCGAAGCACAAGCGUGCGUUCGAGGUGCUGAAGCGUUACUACGACUCCAAAAGGAAGGAGGCCGACCUGUUCCGCAACCUGUUGCCCUCGGAGUUGGACCACGUCUUCUCCAGGAACCUCGUCGGCCUGCUGCCCGAGAAGGACAGGAAGGGUCGCUUCAUCCUCAUUCUCAGGGCGGGCGCCUGGAACCCCAAUCAGGUGUCUUUCAUCGACGCGGUGCGUGCCAUUCUGCUGUGCUUCGAGUAUAUCAUGACGAAGAAGGGGGCGCAGGAGAAUGGCCUCAGCAUGCUCUGCGACUUCGACGGCUGGGGUUACAGCAGCAUUCUAGCAGUCCCCAGUUCGAGGAUCGGUGGCAUCACGGGAAUCUUUCCCGGCUACCCAAUCAGGAAGAAACGCGUUGACAUCGUGAAGCAGCCUUACAGCUUCAACGUAUUCUUCAAGAUGGUCACGCCGUUCUUAGACGCAGCGUCAAUCGCAAAGGUGCACUUACAUGGCACAGACACCAAAGCGCUGCACAAACGGUUCCCGGCCAAGAUCCUCCCUAAAGAGUUCGGUGGAACCAGGGGACCCUUCGACGCCUCCGUGUGCUACGAGUGGCUCAAGGCCAAGGAGGCCGCGUUCGCCGAAGACUUCGAGUACGGUUACAUCCAAGACUAG